AUGCUCAGUGCUGCUAGACCAUCUGUUAGAAGACAAGCUUCUAUCGUUGCUAAAAGAGGUAUCGCUCACAAGGAACUCAAGUUCGGUGUGGAGGGAAGAGCCGCUCUGCUCAAAGGUGUUGAGACUUUGGCCGAUGCUGUGUCUGUUACCUUGGGUCCAAAGGGUAGAAACGUGUUGAUCGAACAAGACUUUGGUUCUCCAAAGAUCACCAAGGAUGGUGUUACUGUUGCCAGAUCCAUCACUUUGCAAGACAAGUUUGAGAACAUGGGUGCUAAGCUCUUGCAAGAGGUUGCAUCGAAGACCAACGAGGCUGCUGGUGAUGGUACCACCUCCGCCACUGUCUUGGGUAGAGCCAUCUUCACCGAGUCUGUCAAGAACGUUGCCGCUGGUUGCAACCCAAUGGAUUUGAGACGUGGUUCUCAAGCCGCUGUUGAGGCCGUUGUCGACUUCUUGCAAAAGAACAAGAAGGAAAUCACCACUUCUGCUGAGAUUGCACAAGUUGCCACCAUCUCUGCUAACGGUGAUGCUCACAUUGGUCAAUUGCUUGCAUCCGCCAUGGAAAAGGUUGGUAAGGAAGGUGUCAUCACCGUCAAGGAGGGUAAGACCUUGGAGGAUGAGUUGGAAGUCACCGAAGGUAUGAGAUCAGACAGAGGUUACAUUUCCCCAUACUUUGUCACAAACACCAAGAACGGUAAGGCCGAGUUGGAGAGACCAUUGAUCUUGCUCUCCGAGAAGAAGAUUUCCGCUCUUACCGAUAUCUUGCCAGCCUUUGAAAUUGCUGUCAAAUCUAGAAGACCAUUGCUUAUCAUUGCUGAUGACAUUGACGGUGAAGCCCUUGCUGCAUGUAUCCUUAACAAGAUCAGAGGUCAAUUGUCCGUCUGUGCUGUUAAGGCUCCAGGUUUCGGUGACAACAAGAAGAACACCCUUGGUGAUAUCGCCAUCUUGACCGGUGGUACCGUCUUCAACGAGGAGUUGGACAUCAAACCAGAGAACUGUACUCCAGAACUCUUGGGUUCAGCUGCCUCUGUUACCGUUACAAAGGAGGACACCGUUAUCCUUAACGGUGAAGGUUCAAAGAGCAACAUCUUGGAACGUAUUGAUCAGAUCAAGGCCUCCGUUGCUGAUGAGUUAACCUCCUCUUAUGAGAAGGAGAAAUUGCAAGAGAGAUUGGCUAAGCUCUCUGGUGGUGUUGCCGUUAUCAAGGUUGGUGGUGCCUCUGAAGUUGAGGUUGGUGAGAAGAAGGACCGUUACGACGAUGCCUUGAACGCCACCAGAGCCGCUGUUGAGGAAGGUAUCUUGCCAGGUGGUGGUACUGCCUUGCUUAAGGCCUCAAGAAUCUUGAAGGAUGUCAAGGUUGACAACUUUGACCAAAAAUUGGGUGUUGACAUCAUUAGAAAGGCCAUCUCCAGACCUGCAAAGAAGAUCAUCGAGAACGCCGGUGAGGAAGGUUCCGUCAUUGUUGGUAAGAUCAUCGACGAGUACGGUGAGGACUUCAACAAGGGUUACGACUCCUCCAAGGGCGAGUUCACCGACAUGAUUGCCUCUGGUAUCAUUGAUCCAUUGAAGGUUGUCAGAUCCGGUCUCGUUGAUGCCUCCGGUGUUGCCUCCUUGUUGGCCACUACCGAAUGUGCGAUCGUCAACGUUCCAGAACCAGUGACAGCUGCUCCACCAAUGCCAAACAUGGGCGGUGAUACACGCAAAAUGUCAGGAAAGGUCCACGGAGGUAAAGGUAAAUCUGGUGCUAAAGAUGGUGGUCUCAGAUCUCAGUCUCACUCUGCCAGAGCGGGCUUACAGUUCCCAGUCGGUAGAGUCAAAAGAUUCUUGAAGAAGAAUGCACAGAACAAGAUCCGUGUUGGUGCCAAAGCUGCGAUCUACUUGACUGCGGUUUUGGAGUACUUGACUGCUGAGGUCUUAGAGUUGGCUGGUAACGCGGCAAAGGAUCUCAAAUUGAAAAGAAUCACACCAAGACAUUUGCAGUUGGCGAUCAGAGGUGAUGAAGAGCUUGACACUCUGAUCAAGGCUACUAUUGCCUCUGGUGGUGUCUUGCCACACAUCAACAAGGCGCUUCUCUUGAAAGUUGAGAAGAAGAAACAUAAAUGA
Molecule: messenger RNA, 2100 nt
Organism: Williopsis jadinii
Lineage: Eukaryota; Fungi; Ascomycota; Saccharomycetes; Phaffomycetales; Wickerhamomycetaceae
Gene: HSP60
Product: chaperone ATPase HSP60
Exons: 3
Coding region: 1-2100 (699 amino acids)
Biological process (GO): protein import into mitochondrial intermembrane space; protein refolding; mitochondrial unfolded protein response
Cellular component (GO): nucleosome; mitochondrial inner membrane; mitochondrial matrix
Molecular function (GO): DNA binding; structural constituent of chromatin; protein-folding chaperone binding
Source: RefSeq, a predicted model, not a curated record